Molecule: messenger RNA, 5350 nt
Organism: Myotis daubentonii (Daubenton's bat)
Lineage: Eukaryota; Metazoa; Chordata; Mammalia; Chiroptera; Vespertilionidae
Gene: CRHBP
Product: corticotropin releasing hormone binding protein
Biological process (GO): hormone-mediated signaling pathway; negative regulation of corticotropin secretion; negative regulation of corticotropin-releasing hormone receptor activity
Molecular function (GO): corticotropin-releasing hormone binding
Source: RefSeq, a predicted model, not a curated record
UUUACUCUGUUGAAGAUACCCAUUAUUUUGUGAAUCCAGCAUCCCUUUUUCUGGAAAUUGCUUCUCUUUUUUCCAUCCAUAUGGCUGUCAGGGGAACAGUCAUGUUGUGACAGGGUCCUAUCCCCUGGCUUUGAAGUCUUUCCCACAAAGUUUUGUGGACUGGGGAUUAUGGGAAUAUUGGUUCAGGGUAUUUUUAUUUGUCAAGUUGUGACAUGUGAAGCUUAGGAAUCUGUUGGUGGCUUAUUUACAGGCAUACAGACUGAGAUGUGGGGUGAAGGCAGCCUGGAACAGAGACAGGGAGGCAGGAUUUUAGCCCCUGCUUCCUGAUUUCUGUCCAUGUAUUGGUGAAGGUAUCCCUGUGUCCUGAUAAUAUUUCCCCUUUUCGCUUAACUUCUGAUUUGCUGUCAGUCACUUGCUACCCUCAAAGUCCUAAUGUUUAGGACUGCUGGUCGUCUUAACCAUAGCAAAAGAAGAUAAUGGAUUUGGGUUGAAAAUCACUGACAUUUGAGGGUUUAAUUCAAAGGCUAAUGGUUCCCCAAGUGUAUUGGUUUAGGUUCUUCCUUCUUGAUCCCAAACUCAUGUGAAAAAGAAAUUAAACCUAUUAAAAAGGGUUGCAUUAAAAAAUAGCCAAAUUCAUUCAAAGAGCAAGUCAUUUUGAAAACCAAUGAAAGUUAGUUGUUGUUGCUGUUGGCUAAAUGAGUUUUAUUCAAUCAUCUUCAUUUAUUUCUUAAAGAACUCAAUCAGAUGUCCCAUUUCCCAGCACCUCAACAUAUCAGGCAGCAAAGGGAAAAGGAAAGUUUCCUAAAGCAUGGAUUGUGGUAUUCUCUGUUGAAGUGAUUAAUGAAAGAUAAAGUUCACUAUUACAGAUAGGGAAUUCUUUGAGAAGGUCUUUGCAGCAACUCUAAAAUAGAAAGAGAUUUGGGAUUGUGUAGUUCUUGCUGCUUCUGACACCUCUGUCCAUAAGCUUACACUUGGCUGUCACAAUGACAUCAUAGGUCACUUGGGUGACUACAGAGUACCUAGUGUUCUACUUAGUAGUUCUCUGCCUGUGCCUCUUCAGGCUCAGCAGUUUAAAACUUGCCCCGCUCCCAUGUUCAUGGAUUAUAUAUGGAUCUAGAUUGUGUGGCCACCUCCACCUUCAGGUUUAACACAGGUGACAAUUUGCACUGGGGCUUUACAAAAGAAAAAAUGUCUUCAUCUUAGGUAACAAAAAGAAGGUCUUAACCCUGCCUGACAAUAGUUUAAGACCUAAAAAAAACAAUGAUCAGGGACUGCAUUAAAUCAGCAUUGGAGAGGUUGUCUUCGAAAAUACAGAGAAAAACUAAAAUGCGUGCAGAGAAUGGAGGUGAAUAUAUAGGUCAUUCCAACAGCAGAUUGGGGACUCUAAGUUUACUAAGAAUAUAUUUCAAAAAAACCAGUCAAUUUGAUGGAACAAAUAGCUUUCAAAUAUUAAGCUAGUUGUUUGACCAAAUCAGUGGAUGAAAACAAUUUAUAUUCAGUUCUCAGACAUAGACCUACUUAUUAUCCAGAAACGUUUUCCUUCUGUCUAAUCUAAAUUACUCUUCCAUUGUUGUCACCCAUUUUUAAAGCCUUUGCUAAUAGAGAAUGGCUAUCUGGCUUGUUUUUGUCUUCCAAUUCUAUCUUCUUAGUUUCCCUUGUAGAGUCUAGUUUUCAUCCUUUAGUUACUCUUAAAAGCCAAGCCAAACCAAACCAAACAAACCAACAAAAACCAGAUAAAAGUCACAAUGCAGUUCUCAUUGGCUUAGUAGAUAUUUGCCAAGCUAGUGAAAAUUACACAUUAAUUUCCCCACAUAGGAUUUGGUGGGAAUAAAGUACAUCCCUUUGCUAUACUUGUGGCUUAUUAGGUAACAUAGGAUGUUGCCCAUUUGUGGUUAUGUUUGUCCUGCUUCAUCCCAGCUCUUCCUGUGUGUGGUUCCUGCGGAGGGAGCAUCAUGAAUGCACAUUAGGAACAUUAUUGUUGUCCAUGAGUGUGUGUGUGUGUGUGUGUGUGUGUGUGUGUGUGUGUGUGUGUAGGGGCAGGUUGGAGAAGAAUGUCUCAGUGGUGAUGUAGCAAAGUCAGACCCCCCCAAAGUGGGAUAAAUGGGGUUCUCCAAGCUGAGUAUCCUGGGAGCUGGCCAAGGCCAUCGCUAGGUUGGAAGGAGACUGGGCUAGGGCUUACAGAAUGAGUGUGCCUGAGCCUCCCUCUGGGAACAGACUGCUGGGAGACAGACUUGAAGCUGGCCUGGUAUGUUGGGGUUAAACCAUUUAUUUUUUUCCUCUUUUAUUCCUCUUGGGUUUCUUUAUUCACUCUUUAAAAUUUAGACAUCUGUACAACCCUGGGAUGGGGAGGGAGGCAUGGUGGCCAGUGUUCAUGACCUUUGGGGGAACUUCCCUCUCAUGCUCUCUGUGGUCUAAGGACUACUACAGAGUUGGACUAUGGUAAGAAGGCCUCCUGUUUAAAUAGCUAAGGGGCAGCCCCUGCAGAGCUCAGAAUUGUCUUAAAUAUGAAAAUAUCAAGUUCUGACACCACUAGGUAAAUCAUUGCUUAAUUUUGAGUAUUCAUAAACUAAAAAUAGAACCAUUUCCUUGCAUUAAAACCCUGUGUUAUGGUCUCGUUAUCUGUAAUAAUUUCAUAACAAUGCAAGCUAUGGUAGUUGUGUUUUCUGUCAGGCAGUGGUAAAGCAACAUGAAAGUUUUUAGGAAAGGGGUGAGAAAGGUGAAUGUGGAAUGUCCCCACAUUUCCCAAAAUUUUAUACAUAAAAGAGAAGCAAUUCUCUUCAUGUGUAAUUAGCAAAGAUAAGCUUAUUCUUAACUUAUUUCUGAAUCUCUAAGUCAUUUGCUUCGCCCUGUACAUUGGCUGAUGAGCAGUUAUAAUUAAGCUUUGGGCAGUUCUUUCCACAUGAACAUUAAAGUAAUUCAGGUAUUUGAAGGUGUGACAUGGAAUGACUUCCUCUCUCAGUGGUUCAGUAGGUGCUGUGUCCUGGCCCGCGUUAGCUGGCCCAGGAGUGUCUGCCGUAUAUACAUUCAAGCUAAGUGACCGCUCCUCAGCUAAAAUCCAGGAGCACACAGACGCCAGAGCUAGCUUUCCAUUAAGGGAAUGCUAGAAACUGGCCCAGGAUAAAGCAAAGGCUAAGGGACAGAAAGAAAGCUGGAAUUACAUUAUUGCAAUAUUCUGCAAAAUCAGAUUUCGGCGUCUGUCCUGCUUCUCUUUGGAGCUGAAAACGCCUUGAGUUUCUCCCUGAGAAGCAUGAGCAAUUGCGUAAGUACUGUAUUUUCUGACAAUUUCCAGCACGAGUCCAUCCAAGAUUACGAGGCAAGGCUGCAUGAUAAGGUGAUUAUGUGUUUGGGUAUUUUAUACAUGAGUGUAACCUUGUCACCUUGCUUUGCAAAACCAAAAAUCCCCUGCGUACGCCCAGGAGAGGGGAAUUCAGCAUUUGCCAGGCCCAGCAAAAUGCCCUCCCUUAUUCUCUUUCCUGGCCUCAUUGCUUCUCCCACACGUGGGUUCAGUAAGUUGGAAGAGUCUGAAAUCAUGCUUGCUGAAUAAUGCUAGCCCACUCUGAAAAUUUGGGAGAGAGCUGGACCCUCGUCAUCACCACGCAGUGUCACCGAGACAGGGUAACCCAUGGUUACUGAGCGCAGAUCAGUGGAGCAGGCAGCCUUCCCUCCUCACUGCUCUAUAAAAGAGACCGGGGCAGGGACCCCGCCAGCUUCCAGCUCUCAGCCGGACGAGGGGUGGAGUGGAGCACACCAGCUCCUGACAGAGGCAGGACCAGCAUGUCUCCUUCCUUCAAACUCCGCUGUCGCUUCAUCCUGAUCUUCCUGGUGGCUCUGAGCGGGGAGAGCCGGUACCUGGAGCUGCGGGAAGCCGGGGACCACGACCCUUUCCUGCUCCUCAGCGCCCACCUGAAGCGGGAGCUGGCGGGGGAGCCGCUGUACCGCCGCGCUCUGCGGUGCCUGGACAUGCUGAGCCUGCAGGGCCAGUUCACCUUCACCGCCGACCGGCCGCAGCUGCACUGCGCUGCCUUCUUCAUCAGCGAGCCGGAGGAGUUCAUCACCAUCUACUACGACCGGGUCUCCAUUGACUGCCAGGGCGGGGACUUCCUGAAGGUAUUUGAUGGUUGGAUUCUCAAAGGGGAGAAGUUCCCCAGUUCCCAGGACCACCCUCUCCCCACAACUGAGCGGUACAUAGAUUUCUGUGAGAGUGGUCUUGGCCGAAGGAGCAUCAGAUCCUCCCAGAACGUGGCCAUGAUCUUCUUCCGGGUCCAUGAACCAGGAAAUGGGUUCACAUUAACCAUCAGGACAGUUCCCAACCUCUUUCCCUGCAACGUCAUUUCCCAGACCCCAAAUGGAAGGUUCACCCUGGUGGUUCCACAUCAGCAUCGAAACUGCAGCUUCUCCAUAAUUUAUCCUGUGAUGAUCAAAAUAUCUGAUCUCACCCUGGGACACUUAAAUGGCCUGCAGUUAAAGAAACCUGCAGCAGGCUGUGGGGGGAAAGGAGACUUUGUGGAGCUACUGGGAGGAAGUGGAUUGGACCCUUCCAAGAUGAUGCCUUUAGCGGAUCUCUGCUAUCCCUUUCAAGGCCCUGCCCAAAUGAAAAUUGGCUGCGACAACACGGUGGUGCGCAUGGUCUCCAGCGGAAAACACAUAAACCGUGUGACUUUUGAGUACCGCCAGCUGGAACCAUACGAACUGGAAAACCCAAAUGGAAACAGUAUCCGGGAAUUCUGUUUGGCUGGUCUUUGAAUAACCAUCCAGUGAUUUACAUGCUGCUAGCAAAGUGAGUGUUUAAUAGGUAUUAUAUAUGAUUUCGAAGAUCACUAGUUUAAAGCCUUUCCUACCAGCCAGUAUUCACAGCCUCUCUCUCUCUCUCUCUCUCUCUCUCUCUCUCUCUCUCUCUCUCUCUCUCUCUCUCUCUCUCUCUCAAACACACACGUAUUUGUACCUUGUUUCUUUUUCAUUUGUAAUAUAUAAAUGACCACAUGGCCCCCACCUUGGUAGUAGAACAGUUUUCUGUAAUUCUUUGGUAUGCUACAAACCUGAACUGGUAAGACAAGUGCAAAGCAAUGUGCAAUUUUAAAAAAUGUGUCUCAAGGAAAAAUACUAUAAAGAGAUAAAAAUGGUGGCAUUCAUAUCAGUUCUAUAACAGAAAACAAUGGAAUGUCUGUGUACACCAAGGUAGUUGCUUCAGUUUUUAUUUUCUGCUUAUUAUUCUGUUUACAAUAGAUAAUAGUUGUAGCUACUACAUAUUGAUUUGCAUCAACUUGUUUUUAACAAACCUUUGUAGCAAGGAAAACCUUUCCCAUCCAUAAUACAAAAGUGAAUAAAUACAUUUGGGGUGUUGCCACCUUGA